AUGUACAUCAUCGCCCCCCUCUCCAACUGCGCCUCCCCGCCAAAGCGGGACAGGUUCCUCGAAUACAUAUCCAAGAUCGCCCCGAUCACGCACGCCCACGAGCCCAAGUGCCACGCAUACGCCUGGUUCCGCAGCGCCGAGGACAACGACACCGUCCCGCACCACUGGGUCAGGGGAUUUGAAGUAUACGAGGACGUCGAGGCGAAUACUGUAACCCACCGCGCAAGCACCGAGUAUAAGGCCUUCCGCGCAGCCGUGGCCCAGGAGGGCCUGCUGGCGCGGCCCAGCAACCUUCGCUACUGGCGGCCAUCGUCAGGAUUCCUCACGCGUACUAUUCAGGACGACGCAGCUGUGUCAAGGACAAAGUCACGGGCGUAUAUUGUCGUUGAAGAGUUGACCCCACAGGCUGGAAAGAAGGGAUCCGUUCUGCGGCAGCUGGAUGGGCUCGCGAGAGAGGCGGAACAAGACACCGGCGUGCUGAGCUUUUGGGUCCUGCAUCGGGGAGAAGAGAAUGAGGAUGAGGGACUGUUAGUCUUUGUGCGGUGUGAAAGCAAGGAUGCCUGGGCUGGAUUUAUGGCCCGGGAUGCUGUUUCAGAGCCGUGGGAGGCGAUGCAGGGCAUGUUUGAUGGCCAAAUGAAAACUACCUGGGUUGAAUGUCUUGGGUUUCUGGAUAGAUGA
This is a messenger RNA of Aspergillus puulaauensis, 678 nucleotides long. RefSeq lists its product as uncharacterized. The transcript has 3 exons. NCBI's taxonomy places the organism in Eukaryota, Fungi, Ascomycota, Eurotiomycetes, Eurotiales, Aspergillaceae. The coding region runs from base 1 to 678 and encodes 225 amino acids. The record is from RefSeq and is a predicted model, not a curated record.